Messenger RNA from Talaromyces rugulosus, 966 nucleotides. RefSeq lists its product as uncharacterized. Lineage: Eukaryota; Fungi; Ascomycota; Eurotiomycetes; Eurotiales; Trichocomaceae. Gene Ontology annotation, molecular function: 4-hydroxy-tetrahydrodipicolinate synthase activity. The record is from RefSeq and is a predicted model, not a curated record. The transcript has 3 exons. Bases 1 to 966 code for a protein of 321 amino acids.
AUGUCUCCCUCCGGCCGCUUCAAGUUCUACCCUCCGGGCAUCCACGGCCCUUCGGUUACCUUCUUCGAGGAUAGCCAGCAACAGGACAUUGACUGGAAGACUCAAGCAAAACAUUUCGAGCACAUGAUCUCGCAUUUGCAUGGCAUUGUUCUCGCCGGUUCGAGCGGCGAAUCAGCCGCCCUUUCAGUCGCUGAGAAGGGCCAACUGGUCAAAAAGGCUCGCGAAAUUGCCACUGCGCUGGGGAAGCCCGAUUUCCCCAUCACCCUAGGCAUCUUGGCCGGUUCCACCAGAGACAUCCUCGUGCAGAUUGAAGAGGGUUGUAAGAAUGGUGCUGACUUCGCCCUGGUGCUGGUGCCCGCCACCUUCCACUGGUCGAUGACCUCCAAAGCUGUUGUCGAUUUCUUCAAGGAAGCUGGUGACCGCUCGCCACUCCCCAUUAUAAUUUACAACUUCCCCAACCUGUUGUCGGGCAUUGAUGUCGACCCCUUUAUGUUGGAAGAGCUUGGCGCUCACCCCAACAUCUACGCCAUCAAGUUGACCUGUGGUGGUGUUGGAAAGGCCACCAGAGUGGCGGCACAGUUUGAAUCUACCCAAUUCACCUCCGUCUCUGGAAUGAGCGACUGGCUAGUCGCUGCUUUCGCGGCUGGAAGUACCGGUUGUAUUUCCGGUGUUGCAAACAUAUUCCCCAAUGUUUUGGUUGAAAUUUACAAUCUGUACUAUAAUGGCAAGGUUGCAGAAGCCAUCGAGUUGCAGAAAAGACUCGUUCAACCGGAAUUGGGCAUUGCCACCUCAGACGUCAGUGGCAUGAAGUGGAUCACUGCAAAGACGCGUGGUUACCCGGAGAAUAGUGUGCAUUGCCGCCGACCUAUCCCCAGGUUUGAAGAUCAGGAGAAGAAGGACCGUGCAAUGCGGUUAAUUACUCCCCUCCUCUCAACGGAGGACCAGCUCCGGGCUGCGAAUAAGUAA